Messenger RNA from Spodoptera frugiperda (fall armyworm), 1215 nucleotides. RefSeq names its product putative nuclease HARBI1. The coding region runs from base 1 to 1077 and encodes 358 amino acids. NCBI's taxonomy places the organism in Eukaryota, Metazoa, Arthropoda, Insecta, Lepidoptera, Noctuidae. The transcript is spliced from 5 exons. The record is from RefSeq and is a predicted model, not a curated record.
AUGCAUUCCUUACGAUUAUUUUGGUCAGCAAAUAAUGAAGCAGCAUUGCAGAGACGUCAAACGAGAUUAGAUCGGCGUAAACUGGACGAAAUUGUAAAUAUACCAGAUUUAGAAUUUGUUCAUCGAUUUAGGUUAGACAAACAAACAUUUCGGAGUCUUUGUGAUGAUUUGCGGCAUUUAACCUCAUUAAAAGGCACCCGGGAGAUUAGCUUACAACUCAAGGUUUUGUGUACUCUCAGCUUUUUAGCUACGGGUUCAUAUCAACGCAUUGUUGGACUAUCGCAGCAUUUGGUGCAAAGAACUGCUAGUAGGUGCAUACGACAGGUUGUUGAUGCAUUGAGCCACCCAGCCAUUAUAAAUAAAUGGAUUGUGUUUCCGAGGUCGCCACAACAACGAGCCCAAAUAAGACUUGAGUUUCAGCGGCGGUUUAGAAUCCCGGGUGUAGUUGGAUGCAUAGACUGCACCCACAUAGCAUUAGUCAAGCCAUCAGAAGAUGAGCAUUUAUAUUUUAACCGAAAAGGUUAUCAUUCAUUGAAUGUACAAAUGGUAUGCGACAGUAAUUUAAAAAUUAUAAAUGUUAAUUCAAAGUUUGGAGGAGCCACCCAUGACUCAUUCAUAUGGGCAUCUAGCAGAAUGGAAUCAUUUAUGCGAGAGUUGCACCAAAAUGGAGAACAAGUGUGGUUGUUAGGUGAUUCUGGGUAUCCACAGCGGCCAUGGCUGAUGACUCCAAUAUUAAAUGCAGUUCCUGGCUCUGUUGAAGAUACAUAUACUCAGCGACAUGUACAAGCAAGGGACUGUAUAGAACGCUGUUUUGGAUUGCUGAAGUCACAUUGGAGGUGCUUGUUAAGACACAGGACCUUACAUUACCAUCCUACGGUUAAUGGGAAUAUUGUACUUGCCUGUUGUGUGUUACACAACAUGGCUUUAGAGGCUAAUUUACCUUCUCCACCUGUAAUGGAAGUAGAAGAUGAUGCGCAGCAUAAUAAUGCGUCUGACAGUGUUGGUGCUGCUAGCAACCAAAGUGAGUUGCUUCAAGGCAGGGCAGCACUUAGUAAUCUUUUGUCGAGACUUAAUUAGUGUGUAAUUUUGUAAAAUGUAACUUAGCAAAAUUAAAAGGGUUUUAUAUUCUUUACAAUAUGUUUUAUUUUAUUAUUAUUCUUACACUAUGCACGAAAAAAUGUAAUUAUAUGGCACAUAUUCAUAUUAAUUUGUGAC